Pseudoliparis swirei is the source of this 546-nucleotide messenger RNA. Its product is annotated as caveolin-2-like. Gene Ontology annotation, molecular function: molecular adaptor activity. The record is from RefSeq and is a predicted model, not a curated record. Lineage: Eukaryota; Metazoa; Chordata; Actinopteri; Perciformes; Liparidae. Gene Ontology annotation, cellular component: caveola. Gene Ontology annotation, biological process: caveola assembly. The transcript has 3 exons.
AUGACCACAGCCGUCAACAGAGCCAGGACACAGCUCGACUUGGUGGAAAUGGAGCCCUAGGGAUUUAACGACAAAGGAACAAUGGAACUGGUGGAGGUCAAAGUGAAUGCACAAUCUGAAUAUCUAAAUGCCAUCAUCAGUGACGCAAGCCCUCUGAUUCAUGACAGGGAUCCCAAAAGAGUCAACAAGAAUCUCAAGGUCACAUUUGAGGAUGUGAUUGCAGAGCCUCCCUCGGUGCGGAGCUUUGAUAACGUGUGGUUGUGGAGUCAUGCCGUGUUUGAGGUGUCCAGAAUGUGGAUCUACCACUUCAUCUCCUUCCUUCUGGCAGUGCCAGUCUCAGUGGCAGCAGGGAUCCUCUUUGCUGUGCUCAGCUGCCUUCACAUCUGGUUAAUCAUGCCCUCUGUACAGCUCCUUCUCAUCAACAUGCACUGGGUUCAAACUGUGUGGGGCAGCAUACUGAACAUCCUCAUCAGCCUCUUAUUUAUUAGUGUUGGAAAGAGCUGUGGUCGAAUCACUGUCCAUCUGGCUAAAGAUGAAGACAAAUAG